CCCUUUUCUCAAUUUUUUCUGUCCACUUGAAUAUGCAUAUUGUGAACCGUAAACGUAAACCUGUCCUUGUCCUAUACAUAUAACCUAAAACUCACCUAACGACAAUUUUAAACACUUGUUGCUCCCGAUACCACAGGAGGGCUGACGGUCAGGUGGAUUUGGAAUUGUUGAAUGGGAAACGUUUAAAAGCUUCGAUUGAAAUAAAAGUGCAUUUUGAGCGAUUAUUUUUGACUCUAUGAAUGUGAAACUUCAAAAAUGCCUAAAUCUUAUCGAGAGCGAGCGUCUUCAACCGAUAGCGAAUCAGAGCACGCCGCUUUCAAUAACGCUUUUCGGACAUCAGAUAUCAGUACUACAACUUUUAACUCUACAAAUUUCACCAGUAUAGAUGCAAACUUGCCCACCAAUACAGAUGAAUCGGAACUCAGAAGACUUGAAGCCAAUGAUUCUUACUUGAAAAAUGUAUCGAAAAAUGAUACUCUUUCAUUCUAUCAAGACAGAUCACAAUCGUUCAUUCUCGCAGCAGGCACUGUCAAAGGAGCAAUUGCAAAUAAAUCUGUAGAAUCGCUAGGGUCAACCAUUAUAGAUGGUGCUUUGGACUCUGAUUCCUCCUUUUAUUCCCCAAGUUCCACUUUAACAAAUCUCCACCUCCUCCCUAAUAAUCAUCUGGACAAAAGAAUCUCCUCAGAGGAGGAAUUUGCAGACUGCGAGUCCAGUCCUGAAGCUGAGGCUAAAGGCACAUUGAACACCUGCAGUACAAGUUACAAAUCCCUGCGCUUAUCAUUAUCUCCUCUAAAAAAACAGUGCUCUGAAAAUAACAAUACAAUUUUCCCGAAAACCGACCAAUCCGCAGACUGCCAACCAUCUGAAAAUUCUGAUUCCGGGUUUACCUCGAAUGAACCUUUCCAUUUGUCGAGUAUAUACCUUAACCUUCCACCUCAUCUCCAACAUUUGACAACAAUUUUGGAAGAGUCGACUAUAUUGUGCAAUACCAAUCCCCAAAUUUCGGGUCCCCAAUUGGGGCCCAUUGUUGAGAAAUUGAGGAAAAGCUCGAUGCCACAUUUGCCCCAGACUGAUCUAUUCAACGAGACGAUUAAAACCCUCGCACAGAUUUUAGAAAUGUCCUCGAGACAAAUUACAGUAGAUCAGCUCGCUCUAGUUCUGCUUCACACUUUGCAAACUGAGUACAGUUACGUGGAGCACUCGAGCGUAACAGACAGCUUCAUCGAUUACGUAGAGUUUUCGAUUUCAAGUGAUAUCGAUUCGAACAAUACUGGAAUGGUUGUGGAGUCGAUCGCCAGACAGCUGAGGAGUAUUUUUCAACCGGAGAAACGUAUCGAGAGCGAGUCAGAGCCUGAAUGGCAUUAUUCUAUAAGAACUCCGAAAACUGCUUCAAAGUUAGAUCCACAGAGUGAAGGGAAAAAGAAGGAAUAUUUUCCUCCGAUUUCUCAUGUUGAAUCCAACAAGGAGAACAUCUAUUUGAAGAAAAUUAGUUGUAGAGAAGCAGUUACUGGUUCUCCCAAGAAAAACAAAGUUCGUUUUUCGGCUGAAGUUUGUGAUUUUUCUAGUUUUAAUAAAUAUACUGGCAACCCCCAGAAGAAAAAAUACGCCGUGACUCCUCGCUUCAUUCGAAAUAACGAUAGUUACGAACCGAAGAAUAUUAAUGCCACCACCGAUAGUCAAGAUGAUUCCUUUUUGUAUUGGGAGCGAAAGAUUCUACUUGAGGAGACAUCUCAAAAGAAUCUGAGAAGAAGUUUAUCAAUGUCUAACAUCUUCACACAAGAAUCUACAACUUCGGAGGUUUCAAAAUUGAUUAGGGAAAUUGAUCUUUCCAGCGAAAAUCAAAACAUUGUUCAAAAGAAAGGUCGAUUUGCGAAAAGCAAAGCGCAGGAGAGAAGCAAGACAUAUUACAAAAAGCGGAGAAGGUCACUGGAAAAAAAUGCUAAUAUUCCGGUGCAUACGAAUAUGCCGUCAACCUCGGGAAUCCAAAGUAAGAAAAAUGAUUAUAAAAACCCGCCAACGCAGAACAAACUUCAGAAGGGUAGAAAAUCUUUUGGUGUCGAUUCGAGUCAUAUUCUUCCAGUAUCUCAGGCGAGAAUGCUCUUUUCCCCUGCUGCCAGAAGAAUACGUGAACCUCAAGUACGAGAACUAAACGUGCCUCGAAUCGAAAUUUCAAAAGCAUCUCCACAAAAGUGCGAUCCGAUGCAGAGUUUGCAACUGAACAAAACAAAGCAUAAGGACUCGCCCAGAAUACCCAUGCAACUCAACAAAACAAAGCAAAAGGACUCGCCAAGAAAACCGUGGAAGCCGUGAUUUUUCUUAUUGGUUCGAAUAUUUUGUUCACAAUAAUUGAAAAUCUCUAUAAACUGUUACUAUCUUUGAUAAUUUAGAUAAUUGAAAGAGGCAGCUUAAAUUUCUCGUAUUUUUAAGACGUUAAAAACUCAAAUUGCAAGUUUUAUAAUUUUAUAUCAAGGAUCUGUAUCCGUAAAUGUCGAUACUAGAAUAAGACAAAUGUAUAAAAAAUAGAGUUUUAUUGGAAGAUUGAGUUGAGACAUUCCAUAUUUUACUAAAGUCUACGAUUUCUACCUCUUGUAAACAUUAUUGAAAUGCAGCUUUCUUAGUACAUUAAGUUCACUUGACUAGUUUUCUAAAUAAAAUUUAUA
This is a messenger RNA of Belonocnema kinseyi, 2660 nucleotides long. RefSeq lists its product as uncharacterized. The transcript has 3 exons. The record is from RefSeq and is a predicted model, not a curated record. Bases 256 to 2310 code for a protein of 684 amino acids. NCBI's taxonomy places the organism in Eukaryota, Metazoa, Arthropoda, Insecta, Hymenoptera, Cynipidae.